Molecule: messenger RNA, 1179 nt
Organism: Durusdinium trenchii
Lineage: Eukaryota; Dinophyceae; Suessiales; Symbiodiniaceae
Source: the annotation of a GenBank genome assembly
AUGCAGGUUUACGAGGCCUUUCUGGGCUACUUGUGGAACAAGCGAAUCCAGAUGGCCCGUGCUCCAGUGACAUUCGGGCCCAGUGUACUACGGGUGUCCUCAACUGGCUUUAUCGUCUUGGGCUUCACGUUGCUGCUUCAGAUGUCCUUGACCACCUACCUGGGCUAUAGCCGUAGCUAUUGGGACUGGGGCUUCUUCCGCAUUGCUGCGCUGGUUUCGUUUGUGGCCAUGGUUUCUAGUGGAGUGGCCGUAGGAUUACAUUUCCUCUUCCGGAAGACUGAACAUGUGACCUGUCAGCUGGCUGUUUUCGCCUUUGCUACCUUUUCGCAUGGCUACGUGGCACCGGAGAUUGCACGGGAUGGCUUAACACAUUCCUCGUCCAUCACGGAGCUGAUCUUGGCAUUUCUGGGCCUGGCAGCUGUUGAGGCCGAUCGUUUGGGCGCCAUCCAAUCCUUGCAGCAAUCGCGGCAGCUUCGAAAGAACUUCACCAAGAGCGUGAGGAAUGCCAUGAGUUCCAACCCUGAGGAUUUGCGGAAUAUUUUCAGGGAGAUGGAGCAGCAUGGACAAAUCGAAGCUGUUGACCGCACAGUGGAGUUGUUUUUGGCCAUGAACAUUUCAACAAAGCAACUGCAUUAUGUGACAGAUCGUGCAGGAUUGCUUGGAACUAUGUCCGGCUGGAGCAGAUUCCUUUUCAUCUCUGUUUUGGGGAUGUGUGGCAGCUGCUGUGUAACGGUGAGGAAGUACCGAAUCAAUCUAUGGGAGCCAGAAGUUCCCUUCUUCCACUGGUUACUUUGGAUCGUUAUUAUCAUGGAGAUUGUUCUGUGGCUGUUGAUCUUUCUACCACUGCGUGUUGAGAGAAAGGCCUUCGCCGAGAAGUGUGUCAGUCUUUGGAUUUUGUUUGCUGCUCCUAUGUGGGUGGGUCUUUGGCAAGGGAUGGGUGGCGAAGUGCUUGUGGCUUUCUGGAUUAUGCCAGCAAUCCUUUUGAUGACUGCCUUGGGCCCAGCUCGUAUUGCAGCACUUCCUUUCUUUGGCCCAAUCUUGCUUCGCUUCCUUUUCGGCCGAAACUGGGGAAUCGUGAAGCAGGAUGAUGCGGAAAGAAACGCAUCUCCGGAGGUGGCCAAUACUCAGGAAGCAUCUCCGGAAGACAAUGAGGACCCUCUUGAAUCUCAUUAUCUCUAA